UUCUUUAUUGUUUGCAUAUAAAGCCAUAAAUUACAUACACAUCACACAACAAACAUCUUAAAAUAUACCUCUAACUAAUAUUUAUUGUGGAUGAUCGAAUUAUAUGUGUUGUGCUAAUCUGCAAUUCUUUGUUGAGGAUUGAACUGGUCAGCGCAAUUUGUGUCUUUCUGCUGAGAUUUCGAUAUCUUUUUCAAGAGAGACAUUUCCGGGGUGCCAAGGGGCAAAGUUUUGUGCUUUGAAGGUCAAGCAUGUGAUCUGCAAUCACUGAGCUCUGUUGUACCCCCUUUCAGUGUAAUUUUCAGCUCGUCUUUUCAACUGGGCCUGAGCUAUUUCGCCGAUUUGUUCGGAUUUAAUUGAGAAAAAACAAUUCUUGGAGUAGAGAGAAUAUUCUGUAAUCUUCAUUGCUAUUUGGGUUGAGCUGAUCUUUUGAGGGCUCCCUCUCCCCCACCACAAUUUUGUUUGAUUUUAAAUGAAGAUCGGUUCUUGAAGUGAAGAAAGUAUUGUUGGUUGCUUUUGGGUAUUCCAGUUUCCUGAAAGCGGACGGAAGGUUUACUGCCGUAAUAUUUGACUUAUUUUCUGAAAUGGGUUUGAGUUGUUUUCGGUGAUUUUUUGGGGAUUUGAGUUUAAUUCGACUGGAAGUGAGGGACUAUUUGGUGUAAUUUCACUCCAUCUAAGGGAGGAAGAAAAGAAGGCGCGGGAAUUCGGAAUUCUUGGAUGAUUUUUGGUUCUAUAGAAUAUGGGAUUAGGAGAUGAUGGCUCAAAGGUGGAGUCUUGGGAUGUCAAGAAAUCAAAGGUUAGGAAGAAAAAAGAUGAUGAUGAUGUGGAGGAAACUGGUUGUUGGAUUAAGUUAAGGUUUAUUGGCAGCUGUAUUACUUCAAGAUCUAAAGUUGAGAACUCUGUUAGUGGCAUCAGCACUCACGAAAGUAAGUCUACAAAUGAUACAAGCAGAGACCAACCAGCAGCCCCUGCAAUCCCAUCCACCACCACAAGCAACGCUGAAAGCAAUUCUUCCAGCUCCAAACUUGAAGAGGAACUUAAAGUUUCUUCUCGGCUGCGGAAGUUUGCUUUUAAUGACCUCAAGUUGGCGACAAGAAAUUUCAGACCAGAAUCUCUUCUUGGUGAAGGGGGUUUUGGUUGUGUGUUUAAGGGAUGGAUUGAAGAGAAUGGCACAGCACCAGUUAAACCUGGGACCGGACUUACUGUUGCUGUGAAAACACUUAAUCAUGAUGGACUUCAGGGUCACAGAGAAUGGCUGGCUGAAGUAAAUUUCUUGGGUGACCUUGUUCAUCCUAAUUUGGUUAAAUUAAUUGGCUACUGUAUUGAAGAUGAUCAGAGGCUGUUGGUCUAUGAGUUCAUGCCCAGAGGAAGCUUGGAGAACCAUCUAUUCAGAAGGUCUCUGCCACUUCCCUGGUCAAUCAGGAUGAAAAUAGCUCUAGGUGCUGCAAAAGGGCUCGCUUUUCUACAUGAGGAGGCAGAAAGACCAGUGAUAUAUCGUGAUUUUAAGACGUCUAACAUCUUGUUGGAUGCUGAAUAUAAUGCCAAACUUUCGGAUUUCGGACUUGCUAAAGAUGCACCUGAUGAAGGAAAAACUCAUGUUUCUACACGUGUGAUGGGAACUUAUGGUUAUGCAGCCCCAGAAUAUGUCAUGACUGGUCAUCUUACAUCAAAAAGCGAUGUAUAUAGCUUUGGUGUUGUCCUCCUCGAAAUGCUCACUGGGAGAAGAUCAAUGGACAAGAACCGGCCUAAUGGGGAGCAUAACCUUGUAGAAUGGGCUAGGCCUCAUCUGGGUGAGAGGAGAAGGUUUUAUCGGUUGAUAGAUCCACGUCUGGAAGGUCAUUUUUCCAUCAAAGGUGCCCAAAAAGCUGCACAGUUGGCGGCUCGUUGUCUUAGCCGGGACCCCAAAGCCAGGCCUCUAAUGAGCGAGGUUGUUGAUGCUCUUAAACCUCUGCCAAACCUCAAGGACAUGGCGAGCUCAUCUUACUACUUUCAGACAAUGCAAGCAGAUCGAGUCAGCUCCAGCCCAAAUGGGAAAAACGGCCUCAGAAACCAGUUUACGUUCCCCAGAAAUGGGCAGCAGCAUCCAAGAAGCCUCUCAAUACCAAAUGGUUCACAUGCUUCACCGUACCAUCAACAUGCUCAUAAUUCACCAAAACCAAAUGGUAAACCAUAGGAUUGCGUUGUUUAUUCCAUUUUCUCUCUACCAUUCUUUUUCCUUGCUGCGCCAUGUCGAUAUAUUCCGUUUGCCUAUAGUAAAGAUUACUGGAAAAGGAAGUGGUGAACACGCCCUAUUUGUCAUGUGAUCUUAGAGGGAUCGAACUAUCCCUCUCUGGAAGAAUGUAAUGUGAAACGGAGAUGUUUAUGGAGUAAAUCUUACAUGUUGGAAUGCCUUCCGUCUCCCUCGCCCUCCAACAUGCGAAUGUUUUGACUGUUGAUUUCUAGUCA
Molecule: messenger RNA, 2442 nt
Organism: Sesamum indicum (sesame)
Lineage: Eukaryota; Viridiplantae; Streptophyta; Magnoliopsida; Lamiales; Pedaliaceae
Product: serine/threonine-protein kinase PBL34
Biological process (GO): protein phosphorylation
Molecular function (GO): protein kinase activity; ATP binding
Source: RefSeq, a predicted model, not a curated record